Molecule: messenger RNA, 2597 nt
Organism: Cuscuta epithymum
Lineage: Eukaryota; Viridiplantae; Streptophyta; Magnoliopsida; Solanales; Convolvulaceae
Source: the annotation of a GenBank genome assembly
ACGGAAUCCAGACCAAAAUAUGACUCGCAAUUUCUCAAAACUGUGCAAUUGAGAGAGGAAAGGUCGAAAGAUAGAAGAUGGCUUAUUCAUGGCGACCGCCACCGUCACAACCCCCUCCCUUGCAAGGCGAGCGCUGCCCGGUCUGUUACUACCCUCACUUCCCCUUUUGCCAUCUGCAGGCUAUGUACCCCUCCAAACCUAGAUUACAAUGCCAGCCACAUCCAGGCCACUUCUACCAUAGACAGCCACCUCCAGCACCGCCGCAGCCGGCUUACGACCCAUUUGUCGAUCACCAAAGCAGCACCGCAAUGCAUCCUCACCGUCCAUACGUGGAUGGCUAUGUUGCUCAUCCUUCGCAGUGGAACCAAGGUGUUAAUUUUAAUGGCGAUCCUUGUGGCAAUUUACAUUCAAAAGAUAAUGUUCCUAAUGGUAUUGCUGGAGCAAAGAGAAUGCGUUCUGAUGACUCACGUGCUCUAGUGAGUGAAAGUUAUGCGAAAUCGGCUAGGUUUUCUGUCGAUGAUGAGAGGAGAUUAAAAUUGAUCCGUGAUCAUGGUGGACCAACGGAUCAAGAUAGUGGAAGCAGGGGAGAUCUUGAGAAUUUUGAAGGGCAUGAAAAAGGCGCUCUUGAAUUUCUUGAUUCGAGGCAUUGCGACAGAAAACAGGGAUUUUAUGAGCUGAUGCCUAGUAGUGAACAAGUUAAUAAGGAUUUGCUUCAGAGUAAUGGCUACGGGUUUAGCAAUUAUCCAGCUAAUAAUUACAAUAAUGUAGACCAGGGGCGGAGUAUGAUCCAGCUCGAACAAAGUUCUUUUGGGUUUACAUCAGAAAGUCACAGUAAUGGCCCAUUCUCUGAUUUUCACCCAAAACAAAAUCAGUACGGUUCAGCAUUAACGAGGAGCCAAGCAGGAUUUCCUGGCCAGCUUCCACUUCAUGCAUCACCGCCACCUCUUCCUGGAGGAACCCUUGGUCGUCCUUUCUUAAAGUCUUCUGUUUUCUCUUCGCCAUCAAGAACAACCUCUUCAUUAUUUCCCAUUGUUACUGGUACAUCAGCUUCUUUGCCUCCCUACCUCCCAGGCACUGAGGCAGCCCCAGCCUACUAUCAUGCCAAUGGGAAUUCAAAGUCUCCUGCUGGCUUUGGUGUAGAGACUUUGCACUAUGCUCCAUCAAGGAUUGUGUCUGGAGAAAAUGAAAACUAUACUUCGAGGCAUCUAUCUUUAAAGAAGCCUACUACUAUAGAUGCUUUUCACAUUUUGAAGCAUCCACAUAGAGCUACUCGGCCUGAUCUUAUAGUUGUAAUUCUUCGGGGGCUUCCAGGUAGCGGAAAGAGCCAUUUGGCAAGAAUGUUGCGUGACCUUGAGGUAGAGAAUGGUGGUAAUGCCCCACGAAUUCACUCGAUAGAUGAUUACUUUAUGACUGAAGUUGAAAAGGUUGAUGAAAGUGAUGCUUCAAAGUCUGCAGGCUCUGCCAAAGGGAAAAAGUCUGUGAUAAAAAAGGUCAUUGAGUAUUGCUAUGAACCUGAAAUGGAGGAGGCUUAUCGGUCAAGCAUGUUGAAGGCAUUUAAGAAGACCCUUGAUGAUGGAGCUUUCUCCUUUGUAAUUGUGGAUGACCGCAAUCUGCGGGUAGCUGAUUUUGCUCAAUUUUGGGCAACUGCAAAGAGAUCUGGGUAUGAAGUGUACUUACUCGAAGCUCCAUACACAGACCCAGCGGGAUGUGCAGCACGGAAUGUGCAUGGUUUUACACUGAAUGAAAUACAAAAGUUGAGUGACCAGUGGGAAGAAGCUCCAUCUAUAUAUCUGAAACUUGAUAUUAAGUCAUUACUUCACGGGGACUCUCUUGAGCGUGGUGCGAUACAAGAGGUAGAAAUGGACAUGGACGAUGGAUAUACAACACCAGAAUCAUCUAUUUCUGAACAAGGGAAUACCGAGAGUACUUUAGUAACUCCAACGGAUAUCUGUUCAGAUGGUGUUUUAGGCUGGGAUAACGAACCAGAACGCCCGAUUGAUUCGGUGAAGGAUUUGGGGAAGAGUAAAUGGUCAACUGAUCUGGAUGAGGAUGAGGUUCAAAAAAAUGAAAAUACUUCAAAGAAGUCAAAUGUCUCAGGUUUGGUUAAAUCUUACAGAAAAGAAGGUAAAACAGUGCGGUGGGGGGAUGAGGUUGCUAAAGUGGGCUUUUCAAUAGGAGCAACAAAAGCGGCUGAAGUAUCAUUAGUGAUUGGUCCUGGUGCAGGGUACAACUUGAAAUCAAACCCUGCUGGAGAAGAAGAGUCAAGUGAUGAGUGGAAAAGGAGGGGGCAGGGGGCAGUGUUCCAAGAACAAUUGCGGGCUGAGCACGAGUCUUUUAAGGCUGUAUUUGACAGAAGGCGUCAACGACUUGUUGCAGAUGAGGAUUGAAUUCAUCAACUCUUUGUUUUCUUUUGUAUUAUAUCAUUAUUCUGCUAGAGUUUCAUUGAUAGUGUAAUUUAGUAUAGUUCUUAAGAUGAAAAUGGAUGAAUAGUCUGUAUUGUGGCUGUACAAUUAAUAGAUAAAAGUUUGAAAUAAGAGUCUUGCAAUGCAUAAUAAUUCAAAAGUUGUUGGUGAUUCCCAUCCUACUUUUUAAAUCAC